AUGGCUGCGCCGACGAACGGGCACGAUCUCAACUCAGAAGAGCGAGGUAAUGAGCAACAGCAAAUCAAGGCAAUAUCAACCGCCCAACGCAAGCGCAAGCGGAGUGAGGAGGAGCGGAAGAAGAAGGAGAAGGAGGAGGAGAAAAUUUUGUUGUCGCAAACAGAGAAGGAAGCAAUAGCUGCAAAGACCUACGCUGAGAACGAGAAGGACACGUUCGAACGACAACGUCAAUCUGUAGACAAUGAUUGGAAAGCACGCAUCGAUCUUUCUAUUGGCCACGCCGAUUUGGUCGUCGGCGACACAUAUGAGAGUAACGAACUCAAGGCCACCAGCCUACUCAAACGAGAUCUGACAAUCGCUGAGUAUGAGUAUCGUUUCGUCCGCUUGGACGGUGAGAGCGAGGCGGAGGUGAAGAGGCGUGUCAAAGCAUAUCGAGACAAGACUAAUUUCGACUUUGACCUGUCUGAUGAUGAUGACUACCUUCCGAAGGUGGUGGAUCCAGCACUGCUCUCCAAGAUAAGAGGCAAGUUCCAAGGUGGCUCUAUCGCGUAUCAUCAUGGCAAGUUCGUGGUGAUUCACAUCAUCGAUACCACCGAGGUCAGACGCUUCGAUGAUCCCAAGGUGCCAGUGGAGUUCUUUCUUGCCCAAGAUCUGCUGAGGGAGUUCGAUAUCCAAGGCUGGAGCGGCUGGAACGCAGGUCUCGAGCGUCCGAAGCUACGCAAGCCGUACUACACACAUGAAUGGAUCACGCACCACGCUGUAUAUGUUCCCCAGGCCAGCGAGACAUCCGCGUACGAGGCCAAACUAGAAGAUCUUAUCGAUGGCGGGCUCUACGAGCUGAUACCGGAGCUUCGUACGACCGAGGAAGAUGACAUGAAAGGAUUGUACCACAGGUGUGUCUACACACGCAGUUUGACACAUCGCAAGAUCAAACCAUGCGUCAAGCCGAUAACGCAAGACGAUCUCGAUCUGGCAACACGACUCGCAGAGAGAUUCAAGUGGAAGCACAGAGUCGGCAAGGAAAGCAGAGUCCGCCAUCUUGAUUCUGGCAGGAAGCCUGCUCUUGUGACACCUCACGUCAAUAUCAUUCUGGACCUCCUGGGCAUUCACGAAAGACCUGAGCAGAAUCCAGUGCUUCGGAACUGGGCGAUGUCAGGCGUCGGAGGUUUUACCUUCUGUCCUGCCGGAUUUCGUGGCCUCACUCGGGUUCCCAACAACAUCCCAGAACAGAUGCAGACCGUCGAGCUGGCACGCGAGGUCUGCCAAGCUCUGCACGCCGGCCCUCUACCACAGACAAAGGUUUGGUUGGCGGACAGCAGAUUCAACUGGCGCGGUAAAUGGCUCUGGACGGAUGCUUUCUGCAUCAAAAUCAGACAGAAGGAUCCAAAGAAGAAAAGGAAGAGCACCGAUAGCAAGAAGAAAGGCAAGGACCAACCACCGGACCAGAAUGAUGCGUCCGAUGCCAACGACACAGCCAAUGACGGGUCCACCAUGACAAACGAUAGCAAUGCAUCGACAGACCAGAGUCCAAGCAGUGAUGAUACUCUGCCGCGCAAGCGUCAGAAGACCGGCUCUGCUAGCGAGUCUUUCGCCAACGCCGCCGACCCUGCCGCCGACACAGUCAUCGACCGCCAAGCGGAAGGCGAUGCCGACGAGACAUCGCCGGUUAAGGCGGCAGGCGACGUGGCAGUGGAAGCAGUUGCACAGCAGCUGUUGGCCAUGGCAUAA
This is a messenger RNA of Fulvia fulva, 1728 nucleotides long. RefSeq lists its product as uncharacterized. The coding region runs from base 1 to 1728 and encodes 575 amino acids. The transcript is spliced from 4 exons. NCBI's taxonomy places the organism in Eukaryota, Fungi, Ascomycota, Dothideomycetes, Mycosphaerellales, Mycosphaerellaceae. The record is from RefSeq and is a predicted model, not a curated record.